Paramisgurnus dabryanus is the source of this 4165-nucleotide messenger RNA. Its product is annotated as voltage-dependent calcium channel subunit alpha-2/delta-1. Gene Ontology annotation, molecular function: voltage-gated calcium channel activity. Gene Ontology annotation, cellular component: L-type voltage-gated calcium channel complex. The record is from RefSeq and is a predicted model, not a curated record. Lineage: Eukaryota; Metazoa; Chordata; Actinopteri; Cypriniformes; Cobitidae.
GCAGGCUUUUGCCAUGAGAUGGUAAGAGAGAGGGGUGGGGGCACAAUGUCGCUGUUUCGGCUUUAUUGAUCUCUCCCUCCCAUUUACACACUGGGUCAGUAGUUUGAUAAGAGAGCGCGCAGGAUCAUACAGAAGAGCGACACGCGCUUGUGCCAUGCGUACCGAGAUUUCCAACUGGACACCUAUCACCAAUCCCAUCCGUCUCUGUCUCUAACCUGAUGACGACUAAUAAUCAGAUUAGCCAGCAGGACAGCCCAGCAACACAUUGUAUUUGUGGAGAAAAGUAACUGUUCCUGGAUCUGCUGUGGAUUUAUCAAUGAAGGUGCGCCUGGGAUCAGGAGGUCUGAUCAUGAAUCGGUACGGAAGGUCCGUUUUGAUGCUUUUCAUCGUUUCAUCUCUUCAUAUAUCGAGCCCAUCGCAGUUUCCCAGUCCACUCAUGAUUAAAGACUGGGUUGAUCAACAUCAGCAAGAGCUGGUAUCUUUAGUGGGCACGGCCAGCGCUGGGAGCGAUCUAACACAGAUCUUUGAAAAGAAUCAAAAUUAUUUCACUGUGGAAUCCAAUAAUGCAGCACUGCUCGUGGAAUCGGCAGCAAGGAAUAUCGAGAACUUUUUAAAGAAGCGAGCCGCAGCUCUUGAGACUUUGGCAACUGCAGCAGAGAAUUUCCAAAUGGAACAUGAAUGGAAAGAUGAGUUUGAAGAGGAUGAUAUAGUUUACUUUAAUGCCAAGGAUAAUCUUGACGUCAAUGAAACCGAGGGACGAAGAAACCGCAUCAGACCUGAAUUUAAAGAAGAUCCAUCUUUCAAGAACCGUCUCACUUCCUACAACCAUACAGCUGUGCACAUCCCCACAGACAUCUACGACGGCUCUACCAUUGUGUUGAACGAGCUGAACUGGACCGAAGCUUUGGAGGACGUAUUUAAGAAGAACAGAGAAGAAGACCCGACUCUUCUGUGGCAAGUGUUCGGCAGUGCGACUGGAUUAGCUCGAUAUUAUCCAGCUUCCCCUUGGAUGGAUGCCAGGAAGACGCCCAGUAAAAUCGACCUGUACGAUGUGCGACGACGCCCUUGGUAUGUUCAAGGUGCAGCUUCUCCCAAGGACAUGCUUAUUCUUGUUGAUGCGAGUGGAAGUGUGUCUGGAUUGACCCUUAAACUGAUUCGAACCUCUGUCAGUGAAAUGCUGGAAACUCUUUCAGAUGACGAUUACGUCAAUGUUGUCCAUUUCAACACUAAAGUUAAUAACACGGCUUGUUUCGACCACCUUGUUCAAGCUAACGUUCGCAAUAAGAAGAUUCUGAAAGAUGCUGUGCAGAACAUAACAGCCAAAGGCAUCACCAACUACACCAAAGGUUUCGAAUUUGCCUUCAACCAGCUUUCCAACCCGAACAUCUCUCGAGCAAACUGCAACAAGAUUAUAAUGCUGUUUACCGACGGAGGAGAGGAAAGAGCUGAAGAGAUCUUCAGCAGAUACAACCUCGACCAAAUGGUGCGUGUGUUCACAUUUUCUGUAGGUCAGCACAACUAUGACACGGGGCCAAUAAAGUGGAUGGCUUGUGCUAAUAAAGGAUAUUUCUAUGAAAUUCCUUCCAUUGGAGCCAUCCGCAUAAACACGCAGGAAUAUCUUGAUGUGUUGGGCCGGCCCAUGGUUCUUGCAGAUGCUAAGCAGGUGCAGUGGACCAAUGUGUACCUGGAUGCCCUGGAGCUCGGUUUAGUCGUCACAGGCACGCUACCGGUUUUUAACAAGACCAAAUCCAAAGAGGGUGGAUCUCAAAGUCAGCAUCAAAACCAAUUGAUUUUAGGAGUGAUGGGGGUGGAUGUGUCUCUUGAUGAUAUCAAGAGAUUGACGCCCCGCUUCACUAUCGGCCCUAAUGGAUAUUAUUUUGCAAUCGAUCCCAAUGGCUACGUGCUGCUUCACCCAAACCUCCAACCAAAGAACCCCAAAUUCCAGGAACCCGUUACACUUGACUUUCUGGAUGCCGAACUAGAAAAUGAUAUUAAAGUCCAGAUACGGACAAAGAUGAUAGACAGAGAUCCUGGCGAGAAAACCAUAAAAACGCUUGUGAAAUCUCAAGAUGAGAGAUACAUCGAUCAAGGGAUUAGGACCUACACCUGGGCACCUGUUAAUGGAACAGACUACAGCCUGGCCUUGGUCUUGCCCGAGUACAGUCUGCAUUACAUUCAGGCAAACCUGGGGAACACUAUAAAGCAAGCCAUGUUCUCGGAGACCAUGCAGCAGGAGAAAUUUGAGGAAUAUGGGUACACCUUUAUUGCACCCAGGGAGUACUGCAAGGACCUUAAAGUCUCAACCAACAAUACUCAAUUCCUCAUGGACUUCAAUGAAUACAUAGAUAGAAAAACCCCCAGCGACCCAGCGUGUAACGUCACUCUCGUGAACCGCCUACUUUUGGAUGCUGGUCUCACGGCCGAUCUUGUCAAAAAAUGGAAAGAUCAGAAUGUAGAAGGAGUUUCGGCCCGGUUUGUGUCCACAGAUGGAGGGAUUACUCGUGUCUAUCCGAAAAGUGCUGGGGAGGAAUGGAGUGAGAAUUCCGAACCCUAUGAUUCAAGUUUUUACAAAAGGAGUUUGGACAAUGACGUAUACAUCUUCACUGCCCCAUAUGUCAACAAGAGCAGAGAGUCUGGUUAUGAGUCCGGUAUCUUGGUCAGUAAAGCAGUGGAUUUGGAAAUUAAUGGAACGAAACUUAAACCUGCAGUGGUUGGAGUCAAGCUGAAUGUGUCCGCCUGGAUGAACAGCUUCAUAAAUGCCACCACAAAGAAAAACUGUAAGGAUGAGAUCUGUGGCUGUCUGAGGAAUGAUAAGCAAGUGGACUGUGUGAUUCUGGAUGAUGGGGGAUUUUUGCUGAUGUCUAAUCAGGACGAAUAUAUCGCACAGAUCGGUCAGUUUUUCGGGGAAGUGGACCCUGUUCUGAUGAUCACGCUGGUAAACAAUUCACUGUUCUCCUUGAAUAAAACCUACGACUACCAGUCGGUCUGUGACCCAGAGAAAGAAACAAAAGCUGCUGCUGGACCCCGAUCUGUUUAUGUGCCCACUAUAGCAGAUAUGCUUUCUGUAGGCUGGUGGGCUUCCGCUGCAGUCUGGUCGAUUUUGCAGCAGCUCUUGCUCAGUUUGACUCUUCCCAAUGUUAUUGGCACAGCGUACUCUGAGGAAGAUCUCACAGAUGCGUUCUCCAAAGAGAGCUGCAUUACAGAACAGACUCAGUAUUUCUUUGAGAAUGAAAACACGUCUUUCUAUGGAGCUAUGGACUGUGGAAACUGCUCCAGAAUGUACCGGGCUGAGAAGCUGCCUAAAACCAAUCUGGUGUUUUUGAUCUCAGACGCUAAAAGCUCCUGCCUGUCCUGCGAUCCCAAACCACUUAGGCAAGCAGAGCAACCGUCCAAUGGUCCCGACCCAUGUGUGCUGGCCCAGAACCCUCGAUACAGAAAAGGACCAGACGUCUGCUUCGACAACAGCCAAGCUGAGGAUGCGUCUGACUGCGGUGGUGCCUGCGGUUUGAGUCCGUCCCUCUUGAUGAUGCUGGUCCUUCAGCUUCUCCUACUGUGGGUGCUCACAGGAACCAGAACCCAUUUCUCCUGACCGGGGUGAAUCUCCAGACGGGACGCAACACAACUUCUGACUGAACUCACUAUUAAAUGUAGAUCAUAUGACUGCCACAACUUACGAUUGUCCAUAAACAGUACGACUGGCAUGAUACUGCCUACUAUGACAACCAAAACCCAAGAGCAACACAUUCAGACACAAGUCAAAAAUAGCAUCAUUUUUACCUUGGGACGCACCUUUAGAAAUCACAUUAUGACCAUAGAAAUGUGUAAAGCAAACUGCCAGUAGCAGAAUGUAGGGUCAUGUCGGAGACGGUUCCCAGCACCAGCCUGGAUCUGAAUCAGGGUUAAGACUGUUCGGCUCAAAUGAGCUUAACAUAAGUGAGGUCAGUAAUAUCACAGCCCUUUAGGCCUAUAGAGGGCCGUGUUUACCUUUAACCUUCUUUAGUUUUACUAAGAUAUUUUUUUUUUGACGCAUUAAAAUAUGAAUACACUGAGAUGUGUCAUGGGAUAAAUCUCACAGAAAUGUCUAAUUACAGAGUUAUAUCUCAGCCUAAAAUCAAAAGAAAACAAUCCUUUAAAAAUAAAAUCAAUUGUGCCAUUUAAAAAAAAA